This is a messenger RNA of Caretta caretta (loggerhead turtle), 2714 nucleotides long. It is a transcript of the gene PGAM5, whose product is annotated as PGAM family member 5, mitochondrial serine/threonine protein phosphatase. Gene Ontology annotation, biological process: peptidyl-threonine dephosphorylation; positive regulation of mitochondrial fission. Gene Ontology annotation, molecular function: protein serine/threonine phosphatase activity. The record is from RefSeq and is a predicted model, not a curated record. NCBI's taxonomy places the organism in Eukaryota, Metazoa, Chordata, Testudines, Cheloniidae. Gene Ontology annotation, cellular component: mitochondrion.
GCUCGCCUCCGCUCCCGCUCAGGCUCCCCGGCUCUGCCGUGGCCAUGUCAUUCCGCCGGGCGCUGGCGCUGGCCGCCUGCGGGCUGGCCGGCGGCUCCGUGCUCUUCUCGGCCGUGGGCGUGGGCAAGCAGCCGGCCCGGGGCGCCGGGGGGGACGCGGAGACCCGGUCGGCGGGAGCCCCCGCCCCCGCCCCCGGGCUGCUGCUCCUGCCCCCCGCCGCCGCCUCCUGCCCCGCAGCGCCGGGCUGGGUGGAGCGAGCCGCCGGCGCGGGCGGCUACUGGGACAGCAACUGGGACAGACGUGAGCCACUGGCUCUUAUCAACCGGAAAAAGAAAAAUGAAGAGACUGGGGAAGAAGAGCUUGCUUCCCGCCUAGAUCACUGCAAAGCAAAAGCUACCAGACACAUAUUCCUUAUCCGCCAUUCUCAGUACAACUUGGAUGGCCGGAUUGAUAAAGACAGAACUCUGACACAACUGGGUCGUGAGCAGGCAGAGCUGACUGGGCGCAGGCUGGCAAGUUUGGGGUUGAAAUUUGAUACAAUUAUCCACUCCUCUAUGACCAGAGCAAUGGAAACAACCGACAUCAUCAGCAAGCAUCUUCCAGGGGUCAAAAAAAUUAGUACUGACCUGCUAAGAGAAGGAGCUCCUAUAGAACCAGUCCCUCCAGUAUCUCACUGGAAACCAGAAGCUGUGCAGUAUUAUGAAGAUGGGGCUCGUAUUGAGGCUGCUUUCCGAAACUAUAUUCAUAGGGCUGAUGCAAAACAGGAAGAGGACAGCUAUGAGAUUUUUGUUUGCCAUGCCAAUGUGAUCCGCUACAUAGUUUGCAGAGCAUUACAGUUCCCCCCAGAAGGCUGGCUUCGGAUGUCCCUUAAUAAUGGCAGUAUAACCCACUUGGUGAUCCGUCCUAGUGGAAGAGUGGCACUUAGAACACUUGGAGACACAGGAUUCAUGCCUCCAGAUAAAAUCACACGCACCUGAGUCUGCAGGUGAUGGCCAUGUGGGAGCUGCUUCUAGUCUCUCUGCACUAGUACAUCCAACUACUGUACCACUAAAUUUCUAUUUGUAAUAUCAGGGUAUGAUGGUAUUUUAAAAUUGUACUUUAAUCCCCUCUACCUCCUUUGCAUACUCAUGUCUGCUUUUCAGUCCCAAAAAGAAGACUACAUUUCUUCAGAGUUCUAUGGACUUGUAUCACUUCAUAAAAUGAAGAGCGACACCUCCCUGCUCUGAGAUGUGGAGUGGGAAAAGACUGGUGAAAGGAUAUUUGUGAGCAUCACUUGCCUGUAAAGUGAAAAUUACUCUUCCUUGUUGAGCUUUUGGUGAACUGAUUCCUUUACUAUAGAGGGGUAUGACUAUUCAUGCUUUCCCCUGUUGAAGUUAUGUACAUGUAGGUGUUUAGCAGACACAAGGCAUACUGAAAUGAGGAGAGAAGUAUAGAGCUGUGGUGUUACGUUGGAGUGUGACUUUAAUGCUUCCUGUCUUGGAUGUUCAUUCCCCUAUUCUGAAAAAUACUUCUUGCCUUGCACAAUGGCAGAAGUCUUUUUGUAUCUACAGAAGCAGCUAGAAGCCAGAAAUUUCCUACCCCUCUUACUCCAGAAGGAAAGUAAAUGUUAAGACAGACUUUCCCCAUAAGCCACACUACCUUGUCCUGAUGUCUGAAUGGGGCUGGUGGCAGUAUCAAAUUGGUCAGGUAGUAGUUCUUAAAGCUUACCUACAUAAGCCAAGCACUUGCGCAGCCCUCUAACAAACAAACUCCCUACUUGAUGCUGUUAAUGCCUAUGUACCUUUUGGCACUCCAACCAUGAGUAGUAAGUUUGGGCAAAAACUCUGGUGCUAUAUGAGUUAAGAGGUGAAAGAGCAAAUAAGUGGGUAGGAAGUUACUGCUAAUCAUGUUAAUAACAUGACAAACUUUUCCUGAAGAAAAUGUUAGGUACUCACCUUUCCCUUGUCAGAACAAAUAUGAAGUUUUAAUCAUGAGAAAUACUGCCUAGCAACAUGAGCAGUUAAAACCCUGAACUUGUUCCAGGCUGUUUGAUCCAACUGCUAGAGACAGAUAGCUUAGUUUAGUGAAACAAGCUAGUAAAGAACAUAAAACUUUGUAUAUGGAAAAUGGGGUGGGGGGGAGAUUGUCUUCAGCAAUCACUACAAGAAAUUGGAAUAAUUUUGUCUAUCAACUUUUUAAAAUAUUUGAAUAAAAAUUUAAGGGGUCUCUUUGUGUACUUUUCAGUAUAGCAAUCACCACAUUUUGGAAUACCCACUGCAAGCCCUAAGAAGGGAAGUGUAUUGGUGAUGAACUGAAGCAUGACAUUUCUGCAUUUUAAAAAGACUACACCAACAUCAUUGGCUCAUGAUCUCAUACCCUUAUAAUUGUUCAAAAGCAACUCUAUGCCUGAAACCAAUACAUACAGGAUAGAUGGGCAUCUUGAAAAUCCCCCACCAUAUAAUCAGUAGCAGUGUCUAAUGCUGAAUAUUUUGUGCACUUUAUUCCAGCACAUUACAUACAGUAUUGAAAGAACCAUAAAUACGUGCAGGGUGGAAGGCAAGAACACAUACAACACAUCUUUUGCACAUGUACAGAAAUCAGCAUUUGUAUUGGCACUAAGGCAUAAAACAAAAUUAAGCUGGCAAUAGCCCUAUUUAGAGAGUACAGAUUUUGUACCAUUAAAAUACCCCUCUCUGAUCUGAGCAACGUGGAGCAUAAAUUUCUCUCCCCCCAAA